AUGAUUUUCACACUACUUCCGUUGCUAUUUGUUCAUGCAGCCAGCGAUGAAGCCAUACAUCCUGAUGAUGUUGCAUGGGGUGUUUGCCGACGGUUUAAUGAAAAGGAAUGGUUUUACUACUACAUGAAUUUCCUGUGUCCACUAGAGUAUGAUGACAAAUGCGACGAUCCUAUAUUCGACCCCGAGGGAUUAUUCAAAUAUCGCUGCCAAACAGUUUAUCCACGUGAUGAUAAAUUAUUUACGGUUGAAACUGUCAACGCUAGCACGUUACUGCGUAUGCUACAGCAUACAGACACGUAUAAGCGAACUUGGUGUAUGAUAACGUUGUUCUACUCACCGACGUGCCCGUUCAGUGCACGCAUUGCACCUUACUUCAAUGCUCUUCCACAAAUUUACAAUGGAAGUAUGAAGUUUGUGGCGUUUGAUGCUACGGAGUUCACUAAGUUGAACUCUCGUUACGGUGUAUCUGGUACACCGACUAUUAUGUUAUGGGUCAGUGGAGCUGCUGUUGCACGGAUGGAAGACCGUGCGCUUAACGACAUGGGACUCAUGUCAUUCGUGUACGACUGGACGGACGUACAACCAGUGUUUGGUACUGCACGUACAGCAGAUGGGCCGCUGCAUAUUGUGUAUGAUGAUCGUCCAGAUCUUUUUUAUCUAAGCCUUUCGUUGCUUGUGGCCUACGCAGUCGUGAUCUAUUGCUUACGAGAACGGAUAUGCGAGAAUCCGCGUGUACAAAGCGCUCUUACAUGGAUGACAGCGAAAAUGGAUGCCUUUGGUGAUUAUAUUGCUCCACAGCCGAGGCCGGAACGAGCCCAGCGUUGAAAUUCAGUGUAAAUCGAUGUAUCGAUAGCAGCUGCCUGCACCAUCGAAUCACAACUAAAAAUCACAUUGUGUCGAGAUCUCGAGCGAUUACCACCUUGUUGUUAUCUACUUCGAUAAAGUUGACCAUCGAGCUUUGCGGGUUACCUUCUCUCCAUGUACCCAUAGCCAUGUAUUUCCUUGAAUUUCAGAGUUUUUUUAUAAGUUUGUUCGAACUUCUACUUUCUUGUCAGCAAUUUUUAUCGUAUUUUGUUCCCAGCGACUAAUGAAUUCUGUUUUUGC
Cylicocyclus nassatus is the source of this 1104-nucleotide messenger RNA. Lineage: Eukaryota; Metazoa; Nematoda; Chromadorea; Rhabditida; Strongylidae. The record is from the annotation of a GenBank genome assembly.